UGCGGGUGUUUUAUUGUGAAAGUCUCGGUGACAGGAAGUGUGUCCUGGUCUCUCAGCUUGUUCUGGAUGAUCCGAUCUGGAUUCAGCCAUAUUCCCACUGAGCAGCCACACCGGCAGUCAGCCCCAAACUACCGAAAAAAACCCGUGGCCGUGGGCCGUGCUCCCUGUCGGUCUGAACCGGUUCUGGUACCAAACUCGAGUCCGUCCCGGAGCUCCCGGACAUGUUACCGAGCUGAUACACCGACCCGACAUGGAGCAGCGGCCAAUCUGAGUCGACGGUCUGACCGACAUCCCGAUUUCAGAGCGGAAAGUCCAGAUUUACCGGAUUAAAGCCGAUGCGGAGGACGGACCGACGCGGGCCCGCAGGCUGAACGGCUCUCAACACGACGAGGCGACGGUACCGGGCGGAGACACACCGACUCACGGACUCACGGACUCACGGACUCCCAAAAUGUCGGGAAUGUUUUCCCGGAGCUAACGAGCUAGCUGCAGUUAGCUGAGCUCGGCAGGAAGCGGAGCCUGCGCGGCGGCUACUCUCGGACUGUGCGGCGGGGCUGUGGUCGGGUUCUCCGCGGGAGGGCGGGUGACUGUCCCGGGGCACGAUGUCGGCUCAGGCUCGUCUGAAGCGGCUGGAGGAGCUGCUGCUGGAGCAGAAGGCGGCGGGCUGCCUGAGCGUGGAGGCGCUGCUCGACCUGCUGCUCUGCUUCUACACCGAGUGCUCCCACUCCCCGCUGCGGAGGGAGAAGCACGUCAACGACUUCCUGCAGUGGGUCAAACCAUUCACCACCACAGUGAAGGACAUGCGGUUGCACAGAGAUGACUUCGAGAUGCUGAAGGUGAUUGGACGAGGAGCGUUUGGUGAGGUUGCCGUGGUGAAGAUGAAGAACACUGAGCGAGUCUAUGCCAUGAAGAUCCUCAACAAAUGGGAGAUGUUGAAGAGGGCUGAGACGGCGUGUUUCCGUGAAGAACGUGACGUCCUGGUGAAAGGAGACAGUCAGUGGAUCACUACACUGCACUACGCCUUCCAGGACGACAACUACCUGUACCUGGUCAUGGACUACUACGUGGGCGGAGACUUGCUGACUCUGCUCAGUAAGUUUGAAGAUCGACUUCCUGAAGAGAUGUCGAAGUUCUACGUGGCUGAGAUGGUUCUCGCCAUCAACUCCAUCCACCAGCAGCACUACAUCCACAGAGACAUCAAACCAGACAACGUGCUGCUCGACGUCAACGGUCACAUCCGCCUCGCCGACUUUGGAUCCUGUCUACGCAUGAUGGAGGACGGCACGGUGCAGUCCUCCGUGGCGGUGGGCACUCCAGACUACAUCUCCCCAGAGAUCCUGCAGGCGAUGGAGGACGGGAUGGGUCGCUACGGGCCGGAGUGUGACUGGUGGUCUCUGGGUGUCUGCAUGUAUGAGAUGCUCUACGGAGAAACGCCGUUCUAUGCCGAGUCACUGGUGGAAACCUACGGCAAGAUCAUGAACCACGAGGAGCGUUUCCAGUUCCCGUCCCACGUGACUGACGUGUCCGAGGAUGCCAAAGAUCUGAUCCAGCGCCUGCUUUGCUCGAGGGAAUGUCGACUAGGUCUGAACGGGAUCUCCGAUUUCAAGAGCCACCCGUUCUUCAGCGGGAUCGACUGGGACAACAUCCGGUCCGCUGAGGCUCCCUACAUUCCCGAUGUGUCCUCGCCCACCGACACCUCCAACUUUGACGUAGAUGACGACGUCCUCAAGAACCCGGACAUCAGCCCCCCAAUGUCUCACACUGGUUUCACUGGUCAGCAUCUCCCCUUUGUCGGCUUCACCUUCACCACCGACAGCUGUUUUGCUGACCGUGGCUCCAUCACCCGGGCGGGGCAUGGCCUCCAGCAGGAAGAGGAGGGGGGAGGAGGAGCGCAGGAGGUGGAGGUGUUUGAGAGGAGGAUCCGCCGACUGGAGCAGGAGAAACAGGAGCUAAAUCGAAAACUCCAGGAGUCGACCCAGGCCUUGCAGGCUCCGCCUCGAGGAGGAACUCUGACCCGGGACAGAGAGAUCAAGAAGCUGAAUGAGGAGAUCGAAAGGCUGAAGAAGAAGCUGGCAGACUCUGAUAGGCUGGAGCACCAGCUGGAGGAGGCGGUCACACUCAGACAGGACUAUGAGAGCUCCGCCUCCAAACUGAAGACCCUGGAGAGGCAGGUGAAGACCCUGAGACAGGAGAAAGAUGAAGUCCACAAGCAGCUGGCCGACUCUUUGGAGCGUCUGAGGAGUCAGACGAAAGAGUUGAAGGAGGCUCACUCUCAGAGGAAGUUGGCCCUGCAGGAGUUCUCAGACCUGUCCGAGAGGAUGGCCGACCUCCGCUCCUCCAAACAGCGCCUGUCCCGUCAGCUCCGGGAUAAAGAGGAGGAGAUGGAUGCCCUCCUGCAGAAGAUGGACGCCAUGAGACAGGAGAUCCGCAAGACCGAGAAGAACCGCAAGGAGCUGGAGGCUCAGCUGGACGAUGCGAAGGCGGAGGCAUCGAAGGAGAGGAAGCUGAGAGAGCACAGCGAGGUUUAUUCCAAACAGCUGGAGACGGAGCUGCAGAGCCUGAAGUCUCAGCAGGGUCGAGGAGCAGCUGCCGGGGGGGCAGAGUCUCAGCAGGAGCUGUCUCGCCUGAAGGCGGAGCUCGAUAAGAAGGUCCUGUUCUAUGAGGAGGAGCUGCUGAGAAGAGACUCCACCCACUCCUCCGAGAUCAAAAACCUCCGCAAGGACCUGCACGAGUCCGAGGGGGCCCAGCUCGCUGCCAACAAGGAGCUGCUGCAGCUCCGAGACAAGCUGGACAAGGACAAGAGGGACAGGCAGACGGAGAUGGAUGAAGCUGUUGCAGCUCUGAAGGAGAAAUAUGAACGAGAGAAAAACCUGCUGACAGAAGAAAACCGCAAACUGACGGCUGAAACUGACAAGCUGUGUUCGUUUGUGGAUAAACUGACGGCUCAGAACCGUCAGCUGGAGGACGACCUUCAGGACCUGUCGUCUAAGAAGGAGAGUGUGGCUCACUGGGAGGCUCAGAUCGCAGAGAUCAUCCAGUGGGUGAGUGAUGAGAAGGACGCUCGAGGUUACCUUCAGGCUCUGGCCACCAAGAUGACGGAGGAGCUGGAAACACUGCGCAGCUCCAGCCUGGGAACAAGACCUCUGCCUGAAUCAGGAGUGGCCACGCCUCCUAAGAAGCCCUGGCCUCCUAUUGGUGGAGACAGGAGGGACCCCCUGUGGAAAGUGCGUCGCAGUCAGAAGGUGGACAUGUCUGCUCGUCUGGAGCUGCAGUCGGCUCUGGACGCUGAGAUCAGAGCCAAACAGAUCGUUCAGGACGAACUGCGCAGAGUCAAAGCCAGUAACAUCAACCUGGAGAGUAAACUGAAGGAGUCAGAGGAGAGGAGCCGAGAGAUGGAGGAGCAGAUGGAGAGUCUGAAGAAGGAGAUGGAGGAGAAUCGCUCGCACUCUGACAAAGGUCUGAAGCUUCCAGACUUCCAGGACUCCAUCUUUGAAUAUUUCAACACAUCUCCACUGGCCCCAGACCUCACCUUCAGAACCACAGACAUAGACUCCACCCCCCAGAAACCAGAGAACACGCCCCCUUCUGAACAUCAGGAAGUUAAAGUAACGUCUGUCCCGGCGAGCCCGUCUCCGAUCUAUCCGAGUCCAACACUGACCACACCAAAGCCCAAAGCUCACCAGCUGAGUAUCAAGACCUUCUCCAGCCCCACUCAGUGCACACACUGCACCUCCCUGAUGGUGGGACUCAUCCGACAGGGCUACGCCUGUGAAGUGUGCUCCUUCAUCUGCCAUGUUUCCUGUAAAGACCACGCCCCCCUGGUCUGUCCAAUCCCAGCAGAGCAGGCCAAGAGGCCGCAGGGCAUUGACGUCCAGAGAGGCAUUGGCACUGCCUACAAGGGCUACGUCAGGAUCCCAAAGCCCAGCGGGGUGAAGAAAGGCUGGCAGCGAGCAUUUGCUGUGGUCUCUGAUUGUAAACUGUUUCUCUACGAUGUCCCAGAGGGAAAGUCCACCCAGCCUGGGGUGGUGGCCAGUCUGGUGCUGGAUCUCAGAGAUGAGGAGUUUUCCGUCAGCUCUGUCUUGGCGUCGGAUGUGAUCCACGCCACCAGGAAGGACAUCCCCUGCAUCUUCAGGGUGACGUCGUCACAGCUGAUUUCGCAGCUCUCCUCUGUAUCACUGCUGGUGCUGGCGGAGAGCGAAGUGGAGAAGAGGAAGUGGGUCAGGAUCCUGGAGGGUCUGCAGAGCAUCCUGACCAAGAACCUGCUGAAGAGCCGUCAGGUCCACAUCCUGCACGAGGCCUACGAUGCCUCGCUACCGAUCAUCAAGACAACCCUGUCCGCCGCUGUGCUCGAUCGGGAGAGGAUCGUCCUGGGAACAGAAGACGGACUGUUCAUGGUCGAGGUUACCAGAGAUGUGAUCGUACGAGCAGCAGACAGUAAGAAGGUUUAUCAGAUCGAUUUGAUCCCGAAGGAGAAGAUCAUUGCGCUGCUCUGCGGUCGGAACCGUCACGUUCACCUUCACGCCUGGGGGGCACUCGAAGGUGCCGAGUCCACCUUUGACAUCAAGCUGGCAGAGACCAAAGGCUGCCAGGCUCUGACCACGGGCUCGCUCAGACCCGGAGGCCCUGCCUGUCUGCUGGCUGCUGUCAAACGUCAGGUUCAGUGCUAUGAGAUCACUCGAGCAAAGCCCCACCAUAAGAAACUGUGGGAGGUGCAGGCUCCAGGGGUGGUGCAGUGGCUAGGCAUGGUGAGGGAGCGGCUGUGUGUCGGCUAUCCUUCAGGCUUCGCUCUCCUGGCCCUGCAGGGGGAGUCGUCCCCCAUCAGUCUGGUGAGCCCAGGCGACCCGUCGCUGGCCUUCCUGGCCCAGCAGCCUCUGGAUGCCCUGCACGCCCUGGAGGUGGGAUCCGCCGAGCUGCUGCUCUGCUUCAGCCAGCUCGGCAUCUAUGUGAACGGACAGGGCCGCCGGUCCCGAACCCAGGAGCUGAUGUGGCCGGCCACACCACUUGCAUGCAGCUCUAACUCGUCUCACCUGACGGUCUACAGCGAGUACGGGGUCGAUGUCUUCGAUAUUCACACCACAGAGUGGGUCCAGACCAUCUCGCUCCGCAAGAUCAGACCUCUAAAUGUUGAAGGGACCUUAAACCUGCUGAGUUCAGAACCUCCUCGUCUGAUUUACUUCAGUAACACGUCAUCAGAGGGAGACCUCACCAUCCCGGACACGUCGGACCACAGCAGGAAGUUGAUGGUUCGAACUCGCAGCAAGAGGAAGUUCCUGUUUAAGGUUCCUGAAGAGGAGCGACUCCAACAGAGGAGGGAGAUGCUGAGGGAUCCUGAGCUCAGGUCAAAGAUGAUUUCUAACCCGACAAACUUUAACCACGUCGCUCACAUGGGACCAGGAGACGGGAUGCAGGUCCUCAUGGACCUCCCUCUGGUAACUCCUCUUCUCUCCUUUCUUCUCCUCUCCUUUCCUCUCCCUCCUCCUGUCAGCAUGUUCUCCUCCCCCCUCCUACAGCUCUGUUCAUCACACUGACUCCUCUCUUCUC
This is a messenger RNA of Larimichthys crocea (large yellow croaker), 5541 nucleotides long. It is a transcript of the gene cdc42bpb, whose product is annotated as CDC42 binding protein kinase beta (DMPK-like). The record is from RefSeq and is a predicted model, not a curated record. Gene Ontology annotation, molecular function: protein serine/threonine kinase activity; ATP binding. NCBI's taxonomy places the organism in Eukaryota, Metazoa, Chordata, Actinopteri, Sciaenidae. The coding region runs from base 603 to 5528 and encodes 1641 amino acids. Gene Ontology annotation, biological process: actomyosin structure organization; peptidyl-threonine phosphorylation. Gene Ontology annotation, cellular component: cytoplasm; cytoskeleton. The transcript is spliced from 35 exons.